AUGGCUUCUUCUACGGCGACGUCGAUGUUGUUCUUCACGGCGGCAGUCCUAUUGGCAGGGUUACUGCCACUGGGAGCAAAAGCGGAGUACGUAGCUUAUAAUACGACGGCGGGGAUCGUUCCCGGCAAAAUCAAUGUCCAUUUGGUUCCCCACUCUCACGACGACGUCGGCUGGCUCAAGACCGUUGACCAGUACUACGUGGGCGCCAACAAUUCAAUUCGCGGCGCUUGCGUGCAGAACGUCCUCGACUCUGUAAUUUCGGCCUUGCUGGAGGACAAGAACCGCAAGUUCAUCUAUGUCGAGAUCGCUUUCUUCCAGAGAUGGUGGAGACAGCAAAGCCCCGCUUUGAAGAUCAAAGUCAAGGAGCUUGUCAACUCUGGUCAGCUAGAGUUCAUAAAUGGGGGCAUGUGUAUGCACGACGAGGCCACACCGCACUACAUUGACUUGAUUGAUCAGACAACCUUAGGCCAUCUAUUUAUACUGAAAGAAUUUGGCAAGGUUCCUCGAGUUGGCUGGCAGAUUGAUCCUUUUGGCCAUUCUGCUGUUCAAGCUUACUUGCUUGGUGCUGAGUUAGGAUUCGAUUCCCUAUUUUUUGCUCGAAUUGAUUACCAAGAUAGAGCUAGGAGACUCAGGGAUAAGACUCUCGAGGUUAUAUGGCAGGGUUCUAAAUCCCUUGCUUCCUCUUCGCAGAUUUUCACUGGCAUUUUCCCCAGGCACUAUGAUCCUCCUGACGGUUUCACAUUUGAAAUAAAUGAUGUGUCACCCCCUAUUCAGGAUGACAUUCUCCUGUUUGACUAUAAUGUUCAAGACCGAGUCCAUGACUUUGUUGCAGCUGCUUUUGCACAGGCUAACGUGACAAGAACAAACCAUAUUAUGUGGAACAUGGGAACAGAUUUCCGUUAUCAAUAUGCAAAUUCAUGGUUCAGGCAGAUGGACAAAUUCAUUCAUUAUGUCAAUCAGGAUGGGCGUGUCAAUGCGUUGUAUUCAACCCCAUCAAUCUACACUGAUGCAAAAUAUGCAGCACAUGAGCAAUGGCCUUUAAAAACUGAUGAUUUCUUUCCGUAUGCAGACCAUCCAAAUGCAUAUUGGACUGGUUAUUUUACAAGUCGGCCAGCCCUUAAAGGUUAUGUCAGAACUAUGAGUAGUUACUAUCAGGCAGCUAGGCAGUUGGAGUUCUUUAGAGGCAGGAGUGAUUCUGGAGCAACCACCGAUGCAUUAGCUGAUGCUUUGGCUAUUGCUCAACAUCAUGACGCAGUUAGUGGUACAGAAAGACAGCAUGUUGCUGCCGAUUAUGCAAUGCGAUUGUCAAUAGGCUAUUUACAGGCUGAAAAGUUGGUUGCCUCUUCUCUUGCUUACCUUUCUGAGUCAGAGUCAAGUUCUGGGCAGGGGCACACUGUCACAAACUUUCAACAGUGCCCUCUUCUUAAUAUUAGUUAUUGUCCUCCAUCAGAAGCUGUCUUGUCUGAUGGGAAGAGCUUGAUUGUCAUUGUCUACAAUUCUCUUGGUUGGAAGAGAGAGGAAGUGAUACGGAUCCCUGUAUCCAAUGAAGCUGUUACUGUUCAGGAUUCUAGUGGAAGAGACAUUGAAGCUCAGCUUCUACCUCUAUCAAAAGCCUCUUUGAGUCUAAGGAGUUACUAUGUUAGAGCAUAUUUGGGUAAGUCCCCAAGUGAACCACCCAAGUUUUGGCUAGCAUUUUCAGUGACAGUACCACCAAUUGGUUUCAGCUCUUACAUUGUCUCAACUGCAAAACCGACAGGUCGUAGUUCAACUAUCUCCAAUGUAUACACGUCAGAAGGAAGUACAAAUGAGACCAUAGAAGUUGGGCAAGGAAGUUUAAAGCUGCAUUAUUCUGCAGAUGAAGGAAAACUUGCUCGUUAUGUUAAUAGUAGAAGUCUGGUUACAGCAUCUGUCGAACAAUCAUAUAGUUAUUAUACUGGAAAUGAUGGAACUGACAGAGAUCCUCAGGCCUCUGGGGCAUAUGUUUUUCGACCAAAUGGCACGGUUCUCAUAAAGUCUGAACAGAAGGUUCCUCUAACUGUCAUGCGUGGUCCAGUAUUAGAUGAAGUACAUCAACAACUCAAUCCAUGGGUAUCUCAGAUUACAAGGGUAUACAAGGGAAAGGAGCAUGCUGAAGUUGAGUUCACUAUUGGGCCUAUACCUGUGGAUGAUGGGAUUGGGAAGGAAAUCACAACUCAAAUUACAACAGCCAUGAAGACCAAUAAGACAUUCUACAUGGAUUCUAAUGGUCGGGACUUCAUUAAACGGAUUCGAGAUUUCAGGACAGAUUGGGACCUACAAGUGAACCAACCAAUAGCAGGAAACUAUUACCCUAUUAAUCUUGGAAUUUAUGUGCAAGAUAGCAGUACUGAACUUUCAGUCUUGGUUGAUCGUUCAGUCGGAGGAUCUAGCUUAGUGGAUGGCCAGAUAGAGCUGAUGCUCCACAGGAGGCUGUUUCAUGAUGAUUCUAGAGGUGUUGGUGAGGUACUGAAUGAAACAGUUUGCAUCCUUGACAAGUGUGAAGGUUUAACAAUCCAAGGGAAGUUUUAUGUGAGAAUCGAUAAUGUUGGAGAAGGUGCCAAGUGGCGUCGCACAGCUGGCCAGGAGAUAAAUUCUCCGCUUCUUUUGGCCUUCACGGAACAGGAUGAAAAUGAUUGGAUGAAUUCUCAUGCAUCGACUUUUUCUGGAAUUGAUCCUUCCUAUGCUUUACCAAACAACAUUGCUGUUAUAACCCUCCAGGAACUUGAAAAUGGUAAAGUACUCCUCCGGUUGGCUCAUUUGUAUGAGACUGGAGAAGACAAGGACUAUUCUGUAUUGGCAAAUGUGGAACUAGAGAAGUUGUUUCCGAGGAAGAAGAUCAGCAAAGUGACAGAGAUGAGUUUGUCUGCCAAUCAAGAAAGAUCCGAAAUGGAGAAGAAGAGGUUGGUUUGGAAAGUAGAAGGCUCUGCUGCCAAAGAUCCCAAGGUGGUGAGGGGUGGACCCGUUGACCCUGCAAAACUGCUAGUGGAACUUGCCCCAAUGGAAAUACGCACUUUCCUUAUUGACUUUGAUUACCUCCAUAUGUAUGGUUCCUGA
Molecule: messenger RNA, 3072 nt
Organism: Prunus armeniaca (apricot)
Lineage: Eukaryota; Viridiplantae; Streptophyta; Magnoliopsida; Rosales; Rosaceae
Source: the annotation of a GenBank genome assembly